Messenger RNA from Toxorhynchites rutilus septentrionalis, 12112 nucleotides. It is a transcript of the gene wb, whose product is annotated as laminin subunit alpha-1. The record is from RefSeq and is a predicted model, not a curated record. Lineage: Eukaryota; Metazoa; Arthropoda; Insecta; Diptera; Culicidae. The transcript is spliced from 24 exons. The coding region runs from base 1390 to 11310 and encodes 3306 amino acids. Gene Ontology annotation, biological process: axon guidance. Gene Ontology annotation, cellular component: basement membrane.
UUUCACAGUACGGACGUGAUCGGAUGCGCGCGCUCAAUUAGACUGGGUCUUUGAAAACGGUUGUCGCCGAGGACCUCCAAAGCUGUCGGUUUUUGCGGUUUCGAGUUGAAUGGGAUUUUUGGAUCGCCUGUCCGCGUGGUUUUGUUUUCGUGGCUGAAGAUGUAUGGUUUUGUGGUCCUUUUUGACAGAUUGCCUUGAAUUGUUUCAUGUGCUUCGGGGCUGAAGGAAAGUAGUUUACAGAAUACGCGCUAAAUUAAAGUACUUGGUGGAGUGUGCGAUUUAAAUAGACUGCGUUGCGGUGUCCGAUCAAAGAGCGACGCGGUGAACGCGCACGGUCUGCGUUCGGUCUGUGCCGUCGCGAGUUUAAUGUUGUGUUUUCCCAUAUAGCCGAUGCCAAUCCGCAAAAUUGCUUAUAGAUUGAAUGAGGAUAAAAAUAAAAACAAAUUUUCAGCCAAUCAUCGGUUCGGAAAAGUGCGCAGACGAGGUGGCGAAGAGAGAAUUAUCCUUUGCGCGUUUCUCGAAGAAUGUGUGCUGAAUUGAGCCAACAAAUCUUCUGCUCUUUUAUUGGUCUCGAGAAGUGAGAAGGUGUAAUAAAAUCAGGAAAAAUAACGAGAAAAAAAGUGAAAUGUAGUUAACACAAAAACGAACAAUUUUGAGAGUGCAAUCGAAACAGAAAAAUUAAGUGCCGUAAUCAGGAGGGCAGUGGAAGCAACAUGAGUACAGUGUCGAUGGUUUCAGUAAAGCAAUAUCAUUCUUUGGCCUAAGAUUGUGUCCAACUGGAACUUUUGGUAUCGACGGUGUUGUGCUGUGGUCGUUGAGAGUGCACUUUUGAAUACUCCUGUAGCCGCCGCAUCCGCCACCAUCGGGCCCUCGAAAUAAGUGACGGGUCUUACAUUGGUUCCCCGUCCUGCGUGAACAUUUCUUCUUUCUUCUCGGUGGACCUUCGAAAACGGUGAUUUUAUUGGAUAAAAAAACGAAUCUCGAGUGCUGCGUUCUUUGGAAGGCAACGAUGAGGAACUGUCGUGAGUUUAAUAUGCUAAUCAACUGUAGCUGCUGCUGCCGUUGGCCAUCGGAAAAGUCGAAAUCGUCGUCGAUCAUUUGCGGGCAGCCCUAGACCUAUUCCGCAGGCGGAACCAAAGUGCACCAAAUGCGAGAAGAGCCACAUAUGCAGACAAGAAGGCAACGUUUGCAUAAAUCAUGAUAAAGUGAAAACAAAAGAAUACCAUUUAGAAGCGUGUGUAGAAAGUAGUAAAAGUUUAUCAGAGCGAAGAGCGAAGGGAGUCGAGUGAUUAGUUAUCGUUUAAUGGUCGAAGUGGGUGUGCAAAAAGCGAGAUAUAAAUAGAGAAUACGAAGCAGGAAGCGCGAUAAGUGGAUUUUGCAACCGGGAAAAUGUGGUCAAUUAGUGGCCUAUUGGUGGCCUUCUUGGGCGCGUGCUGUCUGCUGGCGGCCACUGCCCGUGGAAAGCUAGGUCGGGACGAUGUGGAUAUCGAGGAGUGGCGAAGGGAUGAUGAUUUAUUCGGCUAUCAACAGGACGGCGAGAACUAUCAUCCAACCGAAUCGGAUGAAACACGGAUUGCGCAGCCUCUGCGCCAUCGCAACGGUCGAAUGCGGAUUGGACAGUUUCGCCGAGCUGGACAUCGGGCGCGGCAUUCCAAAAAUGAUCUCAAGCUCCUAUCUGGUCUCACCUCAUCGUCCGCCACAGAUCUGGAACACGGCUUCCAGAAGGCAACCGGGCUGUGGCCAUCGUUCUUCAAUGUUGCGUUGCGUGCGACGAUGUCGGUGAAUGCAACCUGCGGCCAACACGGCAAGGAAGAGUACUGCCGCCUGCAGGAUUCACAAAGAUCACGAUCAUCCCAAUGUGGCAUAUGUGACGCCAACAAUCCAGAUUUGGAGAAACGACAUCCCAUCACGAACAUCGUGGACGGUACCAAUAGCUGGUGGCAAAGUCCAACGCUGUACAAGUCGAGCAAGAGCGAUCGUGUGACCAUCUCGCUCGAUCUGGGACAGGUCUACCAGGUUGUGUUUUUCACGAUGCGUGCCGCAAUCUCCCAGCUGCCGGCGGCGUGGGCUUUGGAGAAGUCCACCGAUGGCAAAACAUACACCGCCUGGCAAUACUUCGCGGCAAGCGACGCCGAAUGCCGGGAAAGGUUCGGCCUGUCGGCUCACAGUGCGAAUUAUAUCUACAAAAACGACUCCGAAGUGAUUUGUUCCACCCAGUUCUCCUCGGGGGAAGCGCUGGAAAAUGGCGAAAUUAAUUUGUCCCUCAUCACGGGACGACCGAGCGAGAAGACAACCUCCCAAGAGCUGCUCAACUUUAUGCUGGCGCGCUACGUUCGGAUACGCCUGGUGCGUAUGCACCCGGCGGUACUUCCCGACGAGAGUGUUGUGGACGCGCAGGCGCUGGCGAAGCGAAGCUUUUACACCAUCCGCUCGCUUCGGAUCGGUGGGCGGUGUUUCUGCUCCGGCCAUGCUGGAAAGUGUAAAGCGAAUGAUACCGACGCGGGAAACCUACCGCGGUGUGAGUGCAUGCAUAACACCUGUGGGGCGCACUGCGAUCGAUGCUGCCCGCUGUACAACCAACGUCCGUACCGCGUGGGGACGCCUCUGAGUGCCAACAAGUGUGAAAAGUGUGAGUGCAACGGACACGCCAAGCAGUGUUACUACGACAAAGAGGUGGACGAAGGAGGUCUCAGUAUGAACACUCGUGGGAAGAUGAGUGGGGGUGGAGUGUGUAUGAAUUGCACGAGAUUUACCACCGGGAUCAAUUGUGAACAAUGUCUUCCUCGGUACUACCGGCCGCUCGAAAGGAUGCCCGACGACGAGGAGCCCUGUCUUCCGUGUGAUUGUAGCGUGAUUGGAUCCACCGGCGAGUGCGAUCCGAACGGGGGGCAGUGUGUUUGUCGGGAGGGUUUCAGCGGGCCAAAGUGUUCCGAAUGUGCAGCCGGAUAUCACGGGGAUCAGUGUACGAAGUGUUUGUGUGAUGUUCGAGGAACCCGCCCCGGCGGUGAAUGCGAAUCUGAGUGUCAAUGUAGGUUGAAUGUGGAGGGAGAACGGUGCGAUAGAUGUGCGCCCGGAUAUUUCUCGCUGAGCGAAAGUAACCCCGAUGGGUGUCUGAAAUGUUUCUGUUCUGGUGUUGGACAGACAUGUGAAAGUGAUGAGCUGCUGUUGAGAAGUUAUGAAACCCUGCAGGGUUGGAGUGUAACGGAUAUUUCCAAAUCUGUAGUAGCCUAUCCGACUAGAGAUAAUGAUACUGGAUUUAUGGUGUUUGCAAUGUUCGAGCUGUCAGAAACGGAAGCCGUGUAUUGGUCGGCUCCGGAAAUUUACCUUGGUAAUCGAUUGCACAGUUAUGGCUCUCGGCUCGUUUUCAAAAUGUCAUGGGUGAUCGUUCGCGGAGAUACCAGCGGGAAGCCAACCACGGGGCCGAGUAUAAUUCUGUUCGGUCGAAACGGAAUGAAGAUCGCCUACGGAGAAGAAACGUUCACCGGUACAUCUAACGCCACCGUUGAUAUAUUGAUGAAGGAGGAUAACUGGUACCAUGUGCCGAAAAGUGUCAGAGAUAUUGUUACUCGGUUGAAAAGGACCGAAUAUCAUGGCGAUCCAGUGACGCGAGUUCAGUUUAUGUCUGUGCUCAGUGAUGUUGAAAGUGUUCUUCUAAGAGGAACCUAUCAUACCGAUCAAGUAGAAAUAGUGCUUGAGCACGCGGCGUUAUUCGAGGGCAUUCUGGGCAGUGAAACAACGGAGCAUCGAAGACAGAGCUUGGUGGAAAAAUGUGAUUGUCCGAUGGGUUACACCGGUUCUUCGUGUGAGAAGUGUGCUUUUGGGUUCGUCAGAAUCUACGAGAACACAAUUACGCACGAAAACGUUGCGAGGUGUAUACCUUGCACGAUGUGCAAUGGACACGCCGAGAGUUGUGACCUCGAAACAGGAGAGUGUGGUACAUGUCAUCAUAAUACGUUUGGUGGCACCUGCGAGCGAUGUUUGUCUGGAUACUAUGGAAAUGCUCUCCAAGGAACCGCUGGCGAUUGUAACAAAUGCGCUUGUCCAUUGGCGGAGCCUAGCAACAAUUUUUCACCAAGCUGUCAGCUGAAGGGUGGUAUUGGAUUCAUCAAUACUACAGAAUACGUUUGCACUCAAUGUCCCGAAGGCUACACAGGUGAUCAUUGUGAAAUAUGCGACGACGGCUACUACGGCAAUCCGCUGGAGUUGGGUGAGAAGUGUCUCCCCUGUCCUUGCCACGGUGGGCCGUGUAACGGAAGAACCGGGGAGUGCAUCGAAUGUGUAGGCAACACCGAAGGUUGGCGCUGUGAACGCUGCAAAAGCGGCUAUUGGGGAUCACCGGAUGACGGGUGUGAGCCAUGUAGCUGCUCGGAGGUGGGAGCGUUGGAGAACGUGUGCGAUGUCCUCACGGGGCAAUGCAUAUGUAAACCUCACUACGGCGGACGGAUGUGUAGUGAAUGUGAUAGUGGUUUCGGAAAUUUGGACCUUGACUGUCCAGCGUGUGGGUGCCACGCCAAUGGUUCCGUGAGUAAUAUCUGUGAUAAAGUGAGUGGCCGCUGUGAGUGCUUGAUGGGCGUCGAGGGCACCCACUGUGAUCGCUGUUCGGAGGAAUUCUUCGGGCUGUCAGAGCAACAUCCAGCAGGUUGCGAAGGCUGCAAUUGCCACAUCCAGGGAUCGGUAAACCGAAUCUGCAAUCAGCACAGCGGACACUGCGUCUGCAAGCUCAACGUGGAAGGUCGCCAGUGCAAUAAGUGCGCGAGCGGAUACUGGAAUGUGGACUCCGGAGUGGGCUGCGUUAAGUGUGCGUGCGAUCCCAACGGAAGUGAUCAUCACGAGUGCGAUAUGUAUACCGGCCAGUGCUUCUGCAAAAUCGGCGUCGAGGGGACCAACUGCGACCGAUGCCAGCAGGGGUACUACGGUUUCUCUAGUCAGGGUUGUAAGAGAUGUGAGCAGUGUGCGAGUCCGGCGUUCGUGUGCGAUCCGGAUACUGGUCGGUGCGUUUGUCCACCCAACAGUCACGGUCACGAGUGUAGAUCCUGCUUGACGAAUACUUGGGGCAAUGUGUUCCAACGUGGCUGCAAGCACUGUGAGUGCGACAUCGCUGGAUCUAUUGGACAAGCGUGUAACGCUCAAACCGGUCAAUGCAACUGCAAGGAAGGAUACAAUGGAAGACAGUGUAGUGAAUGCGCUGUGGGUUACUACGGCUACCCGAAUUGUCACAGAUGUGAAUGUGAUGAGCGAGGAUCUAUACCGAGGUCGGAUGGAACCUUCGGCUGUGACGAUAAUGGUCAGUGCUUGUGUAAACCUCUGGUAUUUGGUCAGAAGUGUGAUCAGUGUAAGUCCGCCACGUUUGGUUUGGCAGCGGUCAAUCCGGACGGAUGCACGAGAUGUUUCUGCUUUGGGCGAUCGCAAGACUGCGAGCAGAGUGAUCUUUCCUGGGGUCAGAUUCGUCUACAGGGAUCACGGAACCUCAGUGUCGAGUAUGUGGUGAAGGCGGAGGACGAGUUUGACUUUGAUUACGUUGUAGUGAUCCAACUGGAAGGCACUAAAACCAACCGGGAAGACGCAGAGAUCAAGAACAUGAAUAAUUUGGAUUUGAUCCCGAGUUCAUCGGGAAAUGUUUCGAUAGGGGCGUACAGUGCAUUCCAGUAUCCAUUGUAUUUUCAACUCCCUCCACAGUUUCUCGGAGAUCGCACCACUAGCUACGGAGGGUUGCUUAAUUUCACUCUAGUCACCAUGGGUGCAUUCCAGAAUAUUCCGGAGGCAUCGCUUCGACAGUUCCCGCUGAUACAGUUCCAUACCCAUGAUGAACUCGUUUUAGACUAUUAUGAAGAUCGGCUGACUUACGACAGUGAUUUGGUGCAUCAUUCAGCAAGGCUACACGAAGGUCUAUGGAAGAAUCACUACGACGGACAACCGAUCACUCGAGCGAUUCUGAUGGUAGCCCUGCAAAACGUGAAGCACAUAUUUUUGCGUGGCACGGUUACAACGGAUUUCCGACAGGUUGUUUUAACAAACGUUACCCUGGACGCAGGAAUUUUCGUGGUGGGAGCGGAAAAUAAUCACGCUUACGGCAUCGAGCGGUGUACUUGCCCAUCUCAGUAUAGCGGACUGUCUUGUCAGAAUCCGGGCCAAGGAUGUUAUCGUUUCAAACCAGAGCUUAUCAACAAACAACCUGAAACGAUUGAUGAUUACAUCGGCAAAGUAUUGAGGUGUGAUUGCAACGGAAGAAGUGAGGAAUGUGAGCCAGAAACAGGAGUCUGCUUGAACUGCCGCAACAACACCGGAGGGGAGCACUGUCAAAUUUGCGCGGAAGGUUUCUACGGCAACCCAAUCUAUGGUUCAUGCGAAUCUUGUCCUUGCCCCGAGACGAGAAAAAACUUCGCCAGAGGUUGUGUUGUGCGAGAGAAUGAGGUGAGCUGUAUUUGCAAGUCCGGCUAUACUGGACGACUGUGUGAAUCUUGCGUGAAGGGUUACUACGGAUUCCCUCAUAUUGAACACGGUCGUUGCGACUUCUGUGACUGUAACCGGGAAGGAAGCUUGUCGGAUGAAUGUGACCUACAAACUGGUCAGUGUUUCUGUAAACCUGGUAUCACAGGCAGACGAUGCGAUCGGUGCGAAUUGCCGAAGCACAUCGUCCAGGGUUACAAGUGCAAGCCUUGCGACAACUGCACAGUUAUCCUGAUCGAUGACUUGACCGAAUUAUCUAGUCUAUUAGUUCGGGAGACGUCUCACAUCGAUCAAAAUGGAAUUCCUGCUCCAUGGGUUGAUUUGCAGAGGUACGAAACAGAAUGUUCCGAUCUUGGUUCUGCAGUUGGCGAACUUCUGGAUGUGAAAGAUCGCCUGGUUAACUUUGAUAAUUCCCUACUAGAUAAUAUGAAACGUAACGCAACUCGGCUGAACAAGCGCCUCGGCAAGCUCGCUAACCGCGCCGACGAAUUCCGGGACAUCACGGUCAUCAAAACACUUGAAAGAUCCGCAGCUAUUGCAAGCGAUAUUAGCGAUACGAAACAGGACAUCGAGCAAACGAUCGAGACUCUCCACAAAUACGGCAAAGGCGAUGAUCACAUAAAGCUCCCGAUAGCGCUGCAGGAAGCGAAUGAGCUGCUCGUGGAUAUAAAAUUCAAGUAUGGCCAAAGUCGUCCCAAAACGGAAGCACUGCAGUGUGCCGUGAGGCACCACAACUAUUGGAGUAAUGUUUCGGAAAUCGUCGAUCACCAGAAUAAACGGUUGGAUGAUCUUAAGUUCGAGAUUGCGCUGUUGCGUGGCAGAAUGGAUGAUUUCGAUCGUCUCAACAAGGAGGUAUUCAAUCAUGCAACCCUGACGGAGAGCUUCACCACGAAGAACAGACGAAAACUGGCCGAGUUGGAGCGCAAAUUCCAGCAGUCAGCUGAGAGCGUUGAUGAGGUGCAGAGUUUCCUAGAUGGCAACACUCUCACGGAUGGCAAUGUGAUACACGAGCAGAUAAAGGAUAACUACAAACAGUUGGAGCAGAAUAGAGAGAAUCUGAAAUGGUUAAACAGUGCUCUAGAAGACACCAUUAAAGAGUUCGAUAUCAAAUUUGGGGAGCUGAUGCGAGACGACGUUCCGGAAGCGAUUGCUUAUGGGAAAAAAUUGAAGCAAGAGUCAGAUCUCUACCAGCAAAGGUUCAAACACACAGAAGAUGGUGCAGCGAACGCGAUGAAAGCUAGUCUGGCGUACGAAAACAUCAUCGCAGCCGUUGUUUCCGCCCAAGAGCUGGCAGAUAAAGCGACGGAUAGUGCAAAAGCGGCCAACAAUAAAGUCAACCCGUUGAGUGAUAUUUCCCUGGCGGAAAGAAGCGAACACUCGAUGAACAUUUCGACGAAUAUCGAAAAGAAAGCGAACAAGGAACUGGAGAAGGCGAACGAGCUGGACGAGAUUAUGGUUAUGAAGGAGAAGAAUGUCGAGAGUUUGCAGUAUCGGAUGCGACUCGCUGGCGUUGACAACAACAAGGUAUUGGAAGAGCAGGCCGCAGUGAAUCGAGGCGAAGCGCUGAAGAAACUACAAGCCACACUCGAUCAGGCGAACAUUGUAUCCGAUCAGAUGAAGUUCGUCAGGGAGGAGGCGGUCGGUUUGAACAGUGACGUUUAUAAACUGAAACUGAAGCUGGCCAAAUUGGAACCGGAAUGGGAUACCAAGUUUGGGAUGGCGGAGGAAAACGUGUCACAAUCUUUGGGUAAUAUUUUGAACGCCAAGAAGGAACUCCAUGGAGUUGAGAAGCUUGCUAAGACCCAGAGUGAGAAGUUUCAGGCAUGGAAUGCUUCUUUCUCGAUACAGCUCCAGGAACUAAAGGACAAAAUUGCUCGUGCGAAACAUGCUGCAGAGGGGAUUCGCGUAUCGCUGGAAUCACAAGAGGAGUGCAUGCGUUCGUACGCACCGAUUUCCUACGGCCCUUCGACCACAAGCCGCAUCGUGAUGUCCGUAGCACUGAACUCCGACAGCACCGAUUCUCCGCUUGUUUACAUCCAGGGCGAAGAGCGUCGGUUCAUUGCACUAGAAAUGCACAAACGCAAGAUCCGGCUGGUAUGGAACCUGGGUGACGAGGUGAUGGUAAUCACCCACCCGACGGAGAUCAAGCCUCGCGAUCCGAAGUACGACGACGCGUGGUACUUCAUCGAAGCGAAUCGAACCUUCAAUCUGUGCAAUCUUAACGUCCGCCGGAUGACCCACGCCGGGGUCUUGCUACACGCGAAUGCGGUUUCCGGAGCGAGCAGUCCAGAUUACUCCACACUCUCGAUGGGUCCGAGCAGCAGAAUUUGGGUCGGCGGGGUGCCAAACGAGUUGAGAACACCCGAGAUGCUCACGAAACAGGGUCUCGGAGUGAUCCUCAGUCAGCUGUAUGUGGAUCAGAGACAGAUCGGACUGUGGCACUUCACUGCAUCUAGUGGAAACUGUGCGGGGGCAAUGCUUGGACCGCAAGAAAGUUCGAGUACCACCAACGAGAGGCAUUUCAAUGGGGAUGGCUACGCGGUGCUUCAAAAAUCCUCCAGUCAUAGAAGUAAGAAUCAGUUCAGUUUGACACUGAGCUUCAAAACGUUGGAUGAAAAUGCGCUAAUAUUUUUGGCGUUGGACGAAGUGAAUAACCGAUCCAUUUCUCUCACACUCUACGAAGGCCGUUUAGUUUUCCGUGUAGACUACGGCGGAGAUUCGAAACUGGAGAUCAACACCACCAAUCGCUAUAAUACCGGGCAUUGGGUCGUUGUUGAAGCCGCACGUUCCUUCUCUAAGGGCAGCACUGAGAACGGUAUUCUCAAGGUUGACAAUAAGGAAGAAUUCCGUGGAGCACCAACGAAACCGAUCAAUUCGGGAAUGCUGCCAAAUCUCGGCAGUAAUUACUAUCUCGGAGGCGUCCCACCGGGAUUCAAAUCUGGAACAACUAAAGCACCGGGCGCAGAUCAUGCCUUCCUUGGAUGUUUGAAAGGCGUUCAGAUAACGGGGGUUUCAUACGACCCGUUGGAUAGCUCGAAACACUUCGGCAUAGAGGGCUCCUGCGUGGAUACCAUCAGCCGGGCUGGUUUUUAUGGCAAUGGUUAUGUCGAGUUUCCGUCACAUAGUUUAAGAAAGCGGGCUAACUUUGGUUUUGUAUUCCGCACAUUGGACCCGAAUUGCUCCCUAUUAUUAUCCGGAUUUCCAUCCAGUUUAUCGAAUGAUUACGACUCCAAAGACAUACGGGGCAACUAUUCCGUUUUCCUCUACGAGGGCAGACUGAACUUAUGGGUUGACUCCGGCGCUGGUCGUGUCGAGUUGGAGUCUAACAAUACGUUGAACGACGGAGAAUACCAUGUGCUGAGCGUCAUCAAGCGUGGCCGAAUGGUGGAACUUCGAAUAGAUGAUGAACUGCAGGGAUCCAAAGCACUGCCAAAGGCGCAAGCAUUAGUCAACAUGCCGGGAGAGCUUGGUGGUCUGUUCCUAGGCGGGGUUCCCGAUGAUCCAGCUUUCGAUACCCUGUCCAGAGCAUUUAACGGACUGAAGGGGAUGAUCGCGAAUGUUGUGUUCAACAAUCGUACAAUCUCGUUCGAUCAAGCAAUCAACUUCACUAACGUUCAGAUGGGACGAUCUGGUCCGAGUAUGGGAUCACACUUUCUCCACACGGCGCUUAUGAAGACUGAACCUAUCGGUCGCAGCUUCAAACCACCUCCAGAAGGAUGUAACAGGGUGGGGAGCUAUUCGUACGAGCCCAAUGCCUUCAAGUAUGGGGACAAGCCCCAGAGCCACUCCAUAGUCACCGUAGCCGCUCGUCAUCUCUGGCAGAGAAAUUUUACUAUUCAGUUCGACUUCCGAACUUUCUACCCCAGCGGAUUGCUCUUUGCAGCUCUGGGUUCCAAAGACAAAGCGAAACACUUCAUCACACUCGCGCUGAAGGAUGGCUCCCUCGCGCUAACCAUCCGGGGACGCAAGCGGGAUGUGCUGUCACUUCCGGUGAAGCUGAACGAUGGUCGCUGGCAUCAGGUGUCGUUGAACAGUGUCAAGAAGAAGGCCACGCUGAGCGUCCAGAUCGGUAACAGCAUCAGUUCGGCACAGAUAAAAUUACCAAAGAAGCUGAAUGCAGCGAACAAUAUAUUCGUUGGCGGCAUCCCCGACGAAACGUUACUGCCAAAGGAGCUGCAACCGAAACCGGAGGAGUUUAAGGGAUGUCUGAGGAAAUUCUCGGUGAAUAACAACACGCAGGAUUUGGCCCGCCCUGGGCGGCAUCUCAACGUGGGGCAGUGCUUCCCGCGGAUCGAACAGGGUUCAUAUUUUCCGGGGGAUGCGUACGCAAUUUACAAGCGCAACUUUAAUGUCGGGAAAUUCUUGGAUGUCGAUCUGGAGCUGCGGACGUCGGAAGUUAAUGGUGUUCUGAUGAGCGUGGCUGACCCGACCAAUGGUUUUCCGGCAUUCUCCUUAGAAAUAUCCAACGGAAACGUUGUCCUGUCCAUCGACGUCGGUGACGGUUAUCCAAUCCGCGUGCAGAGCACUCUUCCCUCGAAAUACACCCUUUGUGACAACCGGUGGCACAACGUUUCCGCCCUGUACGAGGAUCACCAAAUAGUGUUGCGCGUGGAUAGCUAUCCAACCAACACGCUGCUGGUGCAGUCGAACGAUGUACUACGAAGGGUGGCCACUAAGGCACCGCUUUACAUCGGAGGAUUGCCGGAUACCGCACCCAGCGGAACACUGCUGCUGCGGGAAAACUUCAAGGGCUGCAUACGGAACGUGGUGAUACGAAACGAGCGGAAGGACUGGACCGACAUGGACAAUCUCCACAAUGUGCUGCUGAGUGAAUGUCUAGCCAUCAACGGACGCUCAGUGUGAGUGGGGGAACCCCUCCGAUUGUCAUCACAUCUGUAAAUAGUAGAUCAUUUCCACUUCGCAUGUGAAUACGCUUAGUAGAACUCAUUUCCCGCGAAAACAAACGGUCCGCCGGUUCAAGCAUCGUUUGAGCCGCACCGGACUACGACAUGCCAAAUAAACUAUUUUGUACAUACGAUCGGAAGAUCCAAGAGGCUCUUAAUUCGAUGUAGUGUUGCUGCUGACCCGACCUGCUUCCGAUUUUUCCAAUAGCCUCGAAAUCUUUCUAAGCCGCUAGGGAAGAUGACUUUGAGCAAUCUGACAAUCUGUGUCGGUUUGUUUUAGGAUGCUAGAAAUGUGCGUAAAACCACCGAUUUUAUUAUUCAAACAGUUAGUAAUGCUAGGAAUAGAACAAAUUCAACCGAACCGAAGUGUUUUUUUAGCGAAAGCGAAUAUGUACAUUACAUUCGAGUCACACACAGUUAGGUAGGCUUUAAAUUAAGUAUUUAUUUGGUCGAUUUUAACUAAUAACUGCCAAUUCAACGAAAAACAACCUUAUUCAAUUCGAUGUGUAUUCCUAUUGAAUGCUGUUCAUGGGAUGAUUGAACAAAACAGUAAGAUAAACAAAUCAUAUGCUGCCAUACGAAUAGUUAAGUUGAUGUAUUUAAUAAUGUAUUAAACUAUAGAUAAUCGUGCUUCCGCUUGGAAGCAUUUGGGAUGUAUAUUUUCUACGUUUGACAAAAGUUAAUGUAUGAUAACAUAGCGUAAGCUUUAUCUGUAAACAUGAUUAUGUGAAUGUUUCUGUGAAAUAAAUCGAACAAGAAUA